GCCGAUGUUAACGCCCAGGGUGGUGAAUACGGCAAUGCCCUACAGGCUGCUGCGUAUAAUGGAAGUGCUGAGACGGUCAAGAUCCUGCUCGACGCCCAGGCCGAUGUCAACGCCCAGGGUGGUCAAUUCGGCAAUGCCCUACAGGCUGCUGCGUAUAAUGGAAGUGCUGAGACGGUCAAGAUCCUGCUCGACGCCCAGGCCGAUGUCAACACCCAGGGUGGUCAAUUCGGCAAUGCCCUACAGGCUGCUACGUAUAAUAGAAGUGCUGAGACGGUCAGGAUCCUGCUCGACGCCCAGGCCGAUGUCAACGCCCAGGGUGGUCAAUACGGCAAUGCCCUACAAGCUGCUGCAUGGAGAGGAAGUGCUAAGACGGUCAAGAUCCUGCUCAACGCCCAGGCCGAUAUCAACGCCCAGGGUGGUCAAUACGGCAAUGCCCUACAAGCUACUGCAUGGAGAGGAAGUGCUAAGACAGUCAGGAUCCUGCUCAAUGCCCAGACCGAUGUCAACGCUCAGGGUAGUAAAUACGGCAAUGCCCUACAGGCUGCUGCUACUGCAUAUGAAGAAAAUGCUAAGACGAUCAAGAUCCUGCUCAACACCCAGGCCAAUGUCAACGCCCAGGGUGAUCAAUUCGGCAAUGCCCUACAGGCUGCUGCGUGGAGAAGAAGUGCUGAGACAGUCAAAAUCCUGCUCAACACCCAGGCCGAUAGAGGAAGUGCUGAGACGGUCAAGAUCCUGCUCAACGCCCAGGCCAAUGUCAACGCCCAGGGUGGUGAAUAUGGAUUACCCCUCCUGGCGGCUAUCUAUUCAGGCCAUGCUAAUACUAUUCAAAUCCUUCUUCAUGCGGGUGCAGAU
This is a messenger RNA of Aspergillus steynii IBT 23096, 852 nucleotides long. RefSeq names its product ankyrin repeat domain-containing protein. Gene Ontology annotation, cellular component: cytoplasm; nucleus. The record is from RefSeq and is a predicted model, not a curated record. The annotation marks the transcript as partial. NCBI's taxonomy places the organism in Eukaryota, Fungi, Ascomycota, Eurotiomycetes, Eurotiales, Aspergillaceae. Gene Ontology annotation, molecular function: protein binding. The transcript is spliced from 2 exons.